Crotalus tigris (Tiger rattlesnake) is the source of this 3326-nucleotide messenger RNA. It is a transcript of the gene TTLL12, whose product is annotated as tubulin tyrosine ligase like 12. Bases 914 to 2794 code for a protein of 626 amino acids. Gene Ontology annotation, biological process: protein modification process. The transcript has 14 exons. Lineage: Eukaryota; Metazoa; Chordata; Lepidosauria; Squamata; Viperidae. The record is from RefSeq and is a predicted model, not a curated record.
CCCUCUUCUUUGUGGCAACCCCUGAGAUAUUGGAAGACUGCUAUCAUGUCACUCUAGUCCUUUUUUUUCAUUAAAUAAACAGAACUAGGCCUUAAUGAUUUUGAACUCCAAGCCUGGCAGGAGGCCACGAUGCUGCCUUUGGAACUUCCUUUCAAUGGAGUGACACAGAAGGUCAGAAAAGGAUAUCUUUAUUAAGACUUCUAAGGUUGCUCACCUAUAUUUAUUCAGACUCCGAACUUGCAAAAAACAAAUGCAAAUGUGCAACUUGCAUUAAUUACUAAUUUUCUGGUUUGAAAUCUUCACCGAAUCACAACACACACCGCUACCCACAUUUGUAAGUUAAACCCUGACGGAAAGCAUGUAGGCCUUCGGAUUCAAUUUCAACACUUGGCUGUCAACCAAGUUAAGACAGCAGCAGCUUCGCCUGUUUUUAUGCGCGGUACACUUAAAACUUCAAGCGCUCCACCACGGCCACCACCUUGAGCUCUUGGGCCCCGAUCUGCGACCAUCCUCGCUUUGCUCCACAAUCCCUUAAAGCAGCUUCGUCCCUGAAUUUCCUCCCAGCUGCUCGGAAGAGAUUCGGCCAAAGCCCCAUUCGGCACCCGUCGCCGCUAAAGAAGCUGCCGCAGGGCCCGCACAAGGCGAAGCGGAGAUCCAACGGGGGCGGUGAGGGGGCUUCGCAUCGAGGACCGCAGAAACCAGCCGCCUCGGCCUGCAAAGAAAGGGGCGUAUUGGAGAGACAGAGGCCGCCAAGGAGUCCGGAAGCGCCGCAGCUCUCCGAAAAGGGCUGCCGGGAGAGGCACCAAAUGAACUUCGCGACGCAGCUGCAUCCGCAAUCACACCGCCUCCCGGCCAAGCCCGGGCUUCCCAUUUAAGACGGAAGAGGAGGCUGGCGAGGAGACCGAGCGGCGGCAUGGCGGCGGGCGAGAAUGACGCGUAUCUGGCCUUCGUGGCUUUGCACGGGCCCGCGCUCAGCGCCUCCGCGGUGCCCCCGUACUACUGGCCCAGCCUGUGGCGAAAGCUGGAAAACGAGGUCUUCGAUGCAGGUGAAUACUUUGGGAUAAUGCAGGUGGAGGAAGCAAAUGAAGAAAGAGAUAAGGAAGAAACAGAGGAGGAACCGAAAAGGAAAUCCAAUCUUGGCAAUGAACUUUGCUACAAAGUGAUAGUCACAAAUGAAAAUGGUCUUCAGGCAUCAAAUUGUGACAGCGUUUUUCUUAUCGAUCAUGCCUGGACGUACCGUGUGGAACAUGCCCGCCAACAGCUUAUGGAGGUUCCUGGCCUGCUUCACAGAAUGGCCAACUUGAUGGGAAUAGACUUCCAUGGAGAGGUUCCCGAUGAGGCAGUGGUCAAUCAAGUCUUAGAAGAAAUGUGGAGAUACAACCAGACCUAUCAGCUGUCAUGUGGGACAGCUGAGGAGAAAGUCCCAGUUUGGUACAUUAUGGAUGAGUUUGGAUCCCGUAUCCAGCAUUCAGACGAGCCCACUUUUGCAACAGCACCUUUGUUUUACAUGCCACAACAAAUUGCUUAUACUAUUCUCUGGCCCUUAAGAGACCUUGAGAAUGGUGAAGAAGUAACCCGGGAUUACGCCUAUGGGGAAACUGAUUGUUUAAUUAGAAAAUGUCGGCUGCUGCCAUGGAGAUCCAGUGAGCUGCUCAAUGUCAGCUGUUUCAUCACUGAACCCUCAGAUGAUCACUAUCAGGCUAUAUUAACUGAAAACAAAGAAAAACUGCCAACUUCAAUAAAGCUUCCCAUUUAUGAGAAGAAUAAAAUCUUCAAAGUUUACACCGAUCUCCAGCAGGUGCGUCAGAACCUGAAUCACCCCCGUUUUGAGUUUACGGACUUGGAACAAGAAGCUGAUAUUCUCUACAUCUUCACCCACUUCAAAGAUUACAGAAAACUAAGUGAAGACAAACCUCAUGUGAUGGUGAAUCAGUUUCCGUGUGAAAAUCUCUUGACUGUGAAGGACUGCCUGGCCUCAAUUUCAAGAAGAGUUGGAAAUUCAGAGGGGCCAAAAUGGCUACCUCACACUUUCAAUCUUUGUACCGAAUUGCCACAGUUCAUCAGUUUCUUUCAGCAACGUGAGAACAGAGGAAAAGACAAUCAUUGGAUCUGCAAACCAUGGAAUCUGGCUAGAGGUCUGGACACUCACAUCACCAAAAGUCUUAACAACAUCAUCAGACACAGAGAGAGCCUCCCUAAGGUAGUGUCUAAAUAUAUUGAAAAUCCGGUUUUGUUUCAUCUUGAAGAUGUGGGACUGGUUAAAUUUGAUGUCCGAUAUAUCGUGCUGCUGAGAUCAGUUAAUCCACUCAAACUGUAUGUUUACGAUGUGUUUUGGCUCCGAUUCUCAAAUAGGCCAUUUUCACUUGAUGAUUUAGACGAUUAUGAGAAGCAUUUUACUGUUAUGAAUUAUGUUCCUGGGAUAUCUUUAAAGCAAAUCCAUUAUGAUGAAUUUAUUCCACUUUUUGAGAAGCAGUACUCAGAAUAUUCUUGGAAAACUGUUGAAGAAGACAUCUUUAAGGCAUUCGUUGAGUUAUUCCGAGCAGCUUGUGCCAAACCGGCACCCCUUGGCAUCUGUGAUUAUCCGUCUUCACGAGCUAUCUAUGCCAUUGACCUGAUGCUGAAAUGGGAAUCAUCUGGUAAUGGGAAGCAACGUAUGCAGCCCCAGAUUCUAGAGGUGAAUUUCAACCCUGACUGUGACAGAGCAUGCAAAUAUCAUCCAUCAUUCUUCAACGAUGUUUUCUGUACCCUGUUUUUGGAUGAGCCCAACAACUGCCACGUGACAUCUAUUGUUUAGGUCCACAUAGCAUAAUUUGGCUAAUGUGUAUUUCAGAAUGGUAUAUUUCAGUUCUGUGAGCUGUUUAGUGCAUUUUUUUUUCCUAUAGCAUCUGUCAGAACAAAAUGUCCCUUAGGUCAUAUAGAAUAUAUGCAUAAUUUACAUGCAAGAAGUAAUUUGCUUUGGAAAAUAUUCGCAUCGGUCUGCUCAAUUUGUUACAGCUUGCUUUAACAAAGUAUGCUUUUACAUAUAUAUUGAAAAUCACUAAGCUUUACUUGCAAAUCAGUUUCAUUUUUGGCUAUAAUUAUCAUGUUUUUAAUUUUUCUGUGGAAGUAUACCUGUACAGCAUUUUUAAGCUUGCUUUACUUUCUUGAUAUACUGCAUUUGAAGUAAUUAUUUUAUCCAACAGAAUUAUGUUCCCACCUACUUCCUUUAAGAUGCUUUGCUUAAAUAAUGAUAUGAAACUUACCAUUUCAAAAGAUUCAGCUGGCUCAUAUGAUCCAUGAUAUUUCAUUAUUUUUUUAAUAAACAAUUAUCAGCAAAUUAUUAAUAA